Messenger RNA from Dermacentor albipictus, 7905 nucleotides. The record is from RefSeq and is a predicted model, not a curated record. Lineage: Eukaryota; Metazoa; Arthropoda; Arachnida; Ixodida; Ixodidae.
AAAGUCGCGGUAUCCCAGUGAUCACGCGGUACGCACAACGUCACGGCGCAUUGACGGGGAAGGAGCGGCUUUAAACAUGGCGGCUACAAUGGGGCCAGCUACGUUGCGCAGCUCGCGUGCUCCCUCGAAAUCGGUGCCUCUGUCGCGGCUGUAGUGAUUCUCUGGAAUAGCUAACCAUUUUAGCGAAGAAACGGACCCUCUAUUGAGUGAUUAUAGCUGACGGCGUCCGCUGCAAGAAAUUUCGCGUCUCCUUCGAGGAAGUUCGACCUGACCAUGAUGGCAUCCGUGGGCCGCGGAGCCAUCUUGGCGACAGCGGGCUCGAAGGUCUUCUAAGCAGGAAGUCUUCACCUACGUUGGGGUCGGAGACCUCUGGAUUUGCGUCCUGUGCUGCUCCGGACUGUUGUUUGGACUCCGGGAGUGACUAUUUUGCCCGGAACUGUGCUUCAGCUUGUGGAUUAGUGCCGGCGACGUUGCCCUACAGCCCCAUCGGCGUGUUAGGCCUAACCCUCCACGUCGGCUACGGAGCGUCUGCAGCCCUUCGGAGGCACCAUGGAUGCAUCAGAUGCUGCAAGCAACAGUUCCAAUGUGUCCGAAAGCGACUCAGACUCUGGCUCGUGCUCUGGAUCCAGCUCUGCAAUGCAGAGCCGGAAAUCUGUGUCUGCUUCACCAAAGCUAGACUCCAGCAACCAGACGGAAAGGACAGGAGAUGAUGAUGAUGACAGAAAUGGAAGUGAGUCUGGCAGCAACCAGGCAUCCAGCUCGGAUUGUGACAGUGGGAACUCGGAUGCCGAGAGCGAUGCUCCCAGUGCCCCUUCACAGCAACGACGAGUCUCUGAGAGCUCCGCUCAUGAUGAAAGCUCUCGAGAUGAGCGGCGGAAACGGGCCAACAAUUCACGACCCGCGAAGCAAGUCUGGGAUGAGAACCCGGACAUGUAUGGUGUGCGUCGAUCUGGUCGGUGCCGCAAGGAGCCAGAGCGAUACACUGUUGAUGAAUCGGAGGGUAGUGACACAAAAAAGGCAUCUCGGGGCAGCACUGCACGAUCCCGGAAAGCUCCGGCUGACUGGAGGUCCAGUGGAAACAGUGACAGUGAUGACAGUGAUGCAGAGGCAAAGCCUCGCAAAACUGUUAAGCGUGCUCCUCCUCCGAAGCGGCAGCCUGCAGCAUCACAGCGGCGGCAGGCAAACCGUGUCACCUACCAUAGCUCUGAUGAGAGCUCUAAUGAGCUGUCAUCGGAUGAUGACAGUGAUGAUGAUGGCAAGCGCCAAGGGACAAGGCGAGCUGCUAAGGCAGUGAGCUACAAGGAACAGAGUGCAGAGGAGACUGGCUCGGAUGACCUCGUGGAGGUGGAGUAUGACGAACAAGCUGCUGCUGCUGAGGUCUCCAAUUCUGAGACGGUUGAGAGGGUGAUUGACCAUCGUGUAGGAAAAAAGGGAGCCACGGGAGCCACAACCACGGUGUACGCGGUGGAGGAGUUCGGAGACCCGAAUGCUGGUGCGGCCGAGCUGCCAGACGACGAAAAAGAAACGCAGUACCUGAUCAAAUGGAAAGGCUGGUCGCACCUCCACAACACAUGGGAGAGCAUGCAGACUCUGCAAGAGCAGAAGGUCAAGGGCCUCAAGAAGUUGGAAAACUAUAUCAAGCGUGAGGACGACCUUCGUCUCUGGCGCGACAGUGCCUGCCCAGAGGACGUUGAGUACUACGAGUGCCAGCAGGAGCUCUCCGAGGAGCUGCAGUUCAAGCACAUGGAAGUGGAGAGGAUUAUUUGUGAGUGCCGACCACCCCCCCACGAAGCACAUGCCCCGGCCAAAAGUGGAGAGGCUGAGCAGAUGGACUACCUGUGCAAGUGGGAUGGCCUGCCCUACUCGGACUGCACCUGGGAGGACGGUAACCUGAUCAAGCGAAAGUUCCAGCAUGUCAUUGACCAGUAUCACGCCCGGCAGAAAUCCCAAAAGAUACCCAGUAAAGUUUGCAAGGUGCUGAAGGUGCGCCCAAAGUUUGCCCCGCUGAAGACCCAGCCAUCAUACAUUGGUGGACCCCAGAAGCUUGAGCUCAGAGACUACCAGUUAGAAGGCCUGAACUGGUUGGCCAACUCGUGGUGCAAGGAGAAUGGAGUGAUCCUGGCAGAUGAGAUGGGCUUGGGCAAAACAAUUCAAACCAUCAGCUUCCUGACGUAUCUGUUCAACCAUCACGCGCUUUACGGACCUUUCCUGCUGGUUGUGCCACUCUCCACAUUGGCGUCCUGGCAGAAGGAGUUUGCUCAAUGGUCACCGGACAUGAAUGUUGUCGUCUAUCUUGGAGAUGUCUCUUCUCGCACCAUGAUUCGUGAGCAUGAAUGGUGCCAUCCAGGCAACAAGAGGCUGAAAUUCAAUGCUAUUCUGACCACGUAUGAGAUUCUCCUGAAGGACAAAGGCUUCUUGGGCAGUGUCAGCUGGGCUGUUCUGGGAGUUGAUGAGGCACACAGGCUCAAGAAUGAUGACUCUCUUCUGUACAAGUCACUCUUUGACUUCGACACAAAUCACCGCCUCCUCAUUACUGGCACACCACUACAGAACUCAUUGAAGGAACUCUGGGCACUCCUUCACUUCAUCAUGCCACAGAAGUUUGAUUCUUGGGAGGACUUCGAGGCAGAGCACAAGGAGAGUGCUGACAAGGGCUACACAAAGCUACACAAGCAGCUUGAGCCAUUCCUUCUGCGGCGCGUUAAGAAAGAUGUAGAGAAGUCGCUGCCAGCAAAAGUUGAGCGUAUCCUUCGUGUGGAAAUGACUACUGUGCAGAAGCAGUAUUACAAGUGGAUCUUGACGAAAAACUACAAGGCACUUACAAAGGGCCUGAAGGGGUCCCAGUCUGGUUUCAUCAACAUCAUGAUGGAGCUAAAGAAAUGCUGCAACCACGCCAUGCUCAUUCGACCGCCUGACAAUCCUAACAACUUGGAUGCACUGCAGCAAAUAAUCAGGGGCAGUGGAAAGCUACUGUUGCUGGACAAGCUGCUGUGCCGGCUACGGGAGACGGGCCACCGCGUGCUGGUGUUCUCCCAGAUGGUGCGCAUGCUGGACAUCAUAGCAGACUACUUGCAGAUGCGCAGGUUCCCCUUUCAGCGCCUUGAUGGUUCCAUCAAGGGCGAGCUUCGGCGACAAGCCCUUGACCACUUCAAUGCUGAUGCAUCGCAGGACUUCUGUUUCCUGCUCUCCACAAGGGCAGGUGGACUGGGUAUCAACCUUGCGACAGCAGACACGGUGGUGAUCUUCGACAGUGAUUGGAACCCACAGAAUGACCUCCAGGCUCAGGCCAGAGCUCACAGAAUUGGCCAGAAAAAUCAGGUGAACAUCUACCGUCUUGUGACCAAGAACAGUGUAGAGGAAGACAUUAUUGAGCGUGCAAAGCGGAAAAUGGUUUUGGACCAUCUGGUCAUUCAGCGGAUGGACACCACUGGUCGUACGGUGCUUUCCAAGAGCAAUGCACCGUCUAGUAACACAACUCCUUUCAACAAAGAAGAAUUGGCAGCCAUAUUGAAGUUUGGUGCUGAAGAGCUCUUCAAAGAGACUGAGGAAGGAGAUGAAGAGCCUCAGGUUGACAUUGACGAGAUCCUUCAACGAGCCGAGACAAGAGAAGAGCAGCCGUCUACUGUUGGAGAUGAACUCCUAGGUUCGUUUAAAGUUGCUAGUUUCAAUUUCACUGAGGAGGAAGAAGUGGGAGUUGUGUCCGCAAAGGGCCUUGCUGAGGACGAGUCGUCUCAAAGCAAAGACUGGGAUGACAUCAUCCCCGAGGCUGACCGCAAGCGUGUUGAGGAGGAGGAGCGGCAGAGGGAGGAACUUGAGCUUUACCUGCCUCCACGAAGUCGAAAAUCCAUCCAUCAGGCUGCAAACUCUGAGAGUGAUGACGGCCGAUCUCGGAGGAGAGACAGGGGCUCUGGUGCUGGCUCAAAUGGAUCAGACGACGAGUCUCGCCCAAAGAAGCGUGGCCGCCCACGACUUAUUCCACGCGACACGGUCAAAGGCUUCACGGAUGCUGAGAUUCGCCGUUUCAUCAAGAGCUACCGCAAAUUUCCUACCCCAGCCAAAAGACUCGAUGCAGUUGCGCUGGAUGCUGAGCUGCAAGAGAAGCCACUGGCUGACCUUAAGCGGUUGGCGACCAUGUUGCACACUGGCUGUGAGCAGGCCAUGAAAGAGAACCAGGCAUCUGCUGCAAACACUGACACUCCAGAUGCCAACAAUGGAGGUGCACCAGGGCGGCGGAGACAUCAGCGCACAACUUUCAAGCUGUCUGGUGUGUCGGUGAAUGCCAAGUCGGUGCUGGCCAGCUAUCAAGAGCUCAGUGUACUGGAUGCUGUGCUGCCUGUCAGUGCGGAAGAGCGAAGGCACUGGACAUUAGACUUGCCGACCAAGGAUGCCCAUUUCGACACUCCUUGGUCUGGGGCUGAAGAUUCUGCUCUGCUCAGAGGGAUCUAUGAGCAUGGCAUGGGCAGCUGGGAGUCCAUUAAGAUGGAUCCUAACUUGGGUCUCACUACGAAGAUUCUGCCCGAUGGUGAGGAGCUGAAGCCUCAGUGUAAACACCUGCAAAGCCGUGCCGACUAUCUUCUCAAGCUGUUGCGCAGGGUGCACGCUCGGCAGAUGGCACUGAAGGAGGGAAAGGAAAAGCCAAAGCGAAACCGAAAAGCCCGUCCUGAAAAGACGCAUCUCAGCAAAGCUAUUGUGGACAAUGACGACAGCAAUGACAGUGACACUGCUAUGUCUUCCAAAUCACGUAAAUUCAAAAUAAAGGCAGAAGAUGAGACUCACCAAAACAAUGCAUCAGCAAUCAUUGAUGGUGUGGCUAAGGGUCUCAACAUUAGCCCCAGUGCGUCCGCACCUGAUGCCAAGCUCAGUGCUGACAGUGGAGGUCCGAAAGCAAAGCGGAAAAAGAAGGAAAAAGAUAAGGACAAGGUCAAGGAUGGGAAAGACAAAGACAAGGACAAAAAAAAGAAAAAGAAGCAUGAAGGUGGUGUGGAGGGUGCAAAGCCCCCCAAGGUUAAGAAGGAGAUGCCUGCAAUGCAUUACACUGCCAACGCUGCACCACAAGUCAUUGAGGCCACUGGUGACCUGGACUUGCAGCUGUUCAAUGAGUGCAAGGAGAAGAUGCGGCCAGUGAAGCGGGCACUCAAACAGCUGGACACACCAGACUCCUCAAUGAAUGAUGAUGAACAAGUAAACCACACACGACUCUGCCUGUUGAAGAUUGGUGAACACAUAAACGAUUGCUGCAAUGAGUACUCAGACCCAGAGAAGGCCAAGCAGUGGCGUUCCCACCUGUGGUCGUUUGUGGCCAAGUUCACAGAAUUGGAUGCCAAGGCACUAUUUCGACUGUACCGGCAUGCACAAAAGAAGAGUGAAGGUGCCGAUAAAUCUGGUGACCGCACCAAAGACUCUGACAAGAAGGAGCAUGACAAGAGGCCAAGACUGCAUGAUGAGGGAAGCCAGCCGGGCAGUACACACAGCAGCCUGCAUGGAAGUGGGCAUGGUGGUCACCACAGCGGCCAACACAGUGGACAGCAUGGGAGCAGCAGCCAGCACAGUUCCAGUCAGAACAGCAGCAGCCAGUAUGGCAGCAGUAGUCAUCACGGUGGGCAGCAUGGCACUAAGAGGCACUCCGAGGACGACCACAAGAGGCCAAACAAGCGACCGCAUGAGGACAAACCACGGGACAAACGAAAUGACAGUGGUGGCAGCAACAGCCAUAACAAAAGUGGCAGCAGUGGUUCGUACCGUGAUCGAGGUAGCGGUGGCUACCAGAAGGGCUCCAACAGCUACAACCACCCUCCCCACCGACCAUCAUCAUUCCAGCAGGGUCAAGAACGGUGGAACCACGACAACCCUGCAUCCAGCUGGGACUAUAAGGACAGGUAUAACAAUGAUUACAACAAGCAUGACUCCUACCGGCAUUACCAGGGGAAUCGUGUAGAUGACCAGGCCUACAAGCGAGACAAGGAUCCCAGGACACAACACCCAGACCGAAGGUACCAUGGUGGAAGUGGGGUCGGCAACUUCGUGCCGUACGGCAUACCUCCAGUGGCAGCAUCAUCGGUACCUUAUGCAAGUGGUUACGGAGCAGUACCAGUGCCAGCUGGUGCUCUUCAGCCACCACUACCAGGCGCAAUGCCUGAGCACCACACAAGCCCCUUGGGCCCCUACAGCCCUUACCAAGGGCACGCAGACUCAUGGAGGCGGAAAGAACGCACCAACAGUGGAGGAAGUGGUGGCUUCUCACGGCCUUCUGGUGGUGGUGGCCACUUUGAUCGACCACCUGAUGCCCCUCCUAAGCACGUAUAGGUGGCAUUCUACCCAAGACCUGGGCUUCUGCAAUGUUUCAAUGUGAUGUGCGGCCAAAAGUCACUGUAUCAUUUGGCAGCAAAGUGAGCUAGAUGAAGAAGAUGCCAGUCUGCUGGCAUCUUCAAGACAGCUUUCAUCUGAAGCCAGACUCUGACCUUGGUUUUGGAAUUUUAGAUCACUCCACAGCUUUGCUGGCUCAAUGAAAUAUUUAUUGUGGUGGAGAAACAAGCCAGUGCAACAUAUGCAGCUUGUGAGAGGCCUGCGUUUUCUUGCGGUGGUGCUUGGACAUCUUGCUUUGAAAGCACGAGGUGCCAUGGUGUGAACAACUUCAGAUUGUGCAGCCAGUCGGUCACCAAUGUUGUGCUUCAUGGAGGUCAAACGUUUUUUUGUAUAAUGUGUUUGAUGUUUUCUCUCUACUGUGUUGACCUGCGCAUUUUCUCAAGUGAUUGUCAGCCUCUCUACACAAGUUGGCGGCCACUUAUUGCCUUUUCUAAUGCAUUCCAGCUUCUUGAAAUGAAUCUUGGCGAUCUGUGAUUCACCGUGCGGUGCUGGAGAGACAAUGCUGCUUGCUAGCAGCAGUGUUUGCUGUUUAAAUUACAGUUGGCAAAGUACUUCGUGAAGCCGUGCCACUUGUAGUUACUACUGAGAGGUCUGAGUCUCUUGGCAUGCAUCUCUCCAUGCAAGUUGAGGCCAUGGGACUGGACAAAAGUGUACAGGAUUGAAUGAGUGUGUAGAUUUGUGUCACUAUCCUUACGCAUUGGGACAUGCCUUUGUUGACCCUUUGUUGGUAAGCCCGCAUCCGCUGUGAUUUGCCGUCAAACAGGCCAUAUUUUGUUCAAAGUUGGCUAUACUGAGCAGUUCCUGUCGCCUUGAGCCAAGAGUUGUUGGGCAUAUGCCAUGUAGAUAGUUUAUUUUCCUUGUUCAGAGCUGUACACAGCAAACGUGUUUAUCAGAAGUAGCCUGCACAAGUCAUCAAUGGCCGAAGGUGGUUCUGCUAUUCGCACAAGGAACAGGACACUUGGAUCGCACAUGUGCCACAUUGGACAUGGCAUAUCUGUGCUUCAGUUGAGUUACAAGCAACACAAAGCACAAUGAUUUUUGUGAAAAACUGAGAAAAGCUUUUGCAUCUGCAGAUUUGUGAAGUGUGUAGCAUGUUUGGGAUCGUGCAGUAGGCGUAGCGUGUCAAUGGUCAAAACCUUGUGACGUGCGCCGUGUUUAUGAGACAAGUCUCAACCCGAGCACCAGUGAACUUGUGAUCAAGUUGCAGAAAGACGUACUUUUUUUUUUCUGCAUGAACAUCUUUGUAGUGCGACCUCAUUUGCAUGAUUGAGUGAUGUGGAACUAUGUACAUUGUGCUGAUGUGAUAGCUUGAUGUCCCCAUGAAGUUAGGCAUUUGUGUGCCAAGUGGAAUCAAAAACUUCUUUUGUGGUGAAUGGUGUACAUAAUGUGUGAUCACUUACAUAGCAAGGAAUGAAGUGUAUUAUUGGGGACCAAACACUAGUCCCAAAAUUCUGUACAGACAGAGAGACAGACAGAGUGUUUAUUUAGCAAUUUUUGUAAUAUGUUUGCCAUGAAGAAAAAAAAAAAGACUUUAUGAAAGUA